Messenger RNA from Protopolystoma xenopodis, 387 nucleotides. The record is from the annotation of a GenBank genome assembly. Lineage: Eukaryota; Metazoa; Platyhelminthes; Monogenea; Polystomatidea; Polystomatidae.
CUGCUUUUAUUUCACCUCUCUUGCUUUUGUCUAGGUGGCGCCUCUAACCUUGGUCUCCUAGCUAGUGGCUUCUAUGACCGUCCAAUUGUAUCUUCAUCGGGCUCCGAUGGUUUUAUCGUGAAUCAAAAGUCCGAAAAUCAUAACGGGGCGAACGUUAUUUCAUUCUUAAGUGAUCGAGAAACUGCGGUUCUAGUAGAAAAUGUGGCUCAAAACGUCAAUUCAAUCAAUAUAGAAAGUAGUAAUAGUAGUAGCAUCAGUGAUCAUAGCAAGAGAGCUGUUCUUGGACAUGCUAACCUCAAGGCCUCUCUACCACUCUCCUGCAAGUCGACUGGGCCUGUUCCCAUGUCGCAUCAAUCGCUAGCACCUGCUGUACCCGGUAUGUGUUAG